Messenger RNA from Mus musculus (house mouse), 1979 nucleotides. RefSeq names its product uridine-cytidine kinase 1 (gene Uck1). Gene Ontology annotation, molecular function: ATP binding; uridine kinase activity; cytidine kinase activity. Lineage: Eukaryota; Metazoa; Chordata; Mammalia; Rodentia; Muridae. The transcript has 8 exons. Bases 46 to 951 code for a protein of 301 amino acids. The record is from RefSeq and is marked validated. Gene Ontology annotation, biological process: UMP salvage; CMP biosynthetic process; CTP salvage.
AUCCGUCACUACGUCCAGGCGGGAGCGGGCAGAGUCGGUGAAUGUAUGUCCGUCGCUCCGGAUAUGGCUUCGGCGGGAGGCGGCGGCUCGGAGAGCGCCGCGCCCGAGGCCGAUCGUCCCCAGCCGCGGCCGUUCCUCAUCGGCGUGAGCGGCGGCACCGCUAGUGGCAAGUCAACAGUGUGUGAGAAGAUCAUGGAGCUGCUGGGACAGAACGAAGUGGACCGCCGGCAGCGCAAGUUGGUCAUCCUGAGCCAGGACUGCUUCUACAAGGUUCUGACGGCCGAGCAGAAGGCCAAGGCUUUGAAGGGACAGUACAAUUUUGACCACCCAGAUGCUUUUGAUAAUGAUCUGAUGCACAAGACCCUGAAAAACAUUGUUGAAGGCAAAACUGUCGAGGUCCCUACCUAUGAUUUUGUGACCCACUCAAGGUUACCAGAGACCACUGUGGUCUACCCAGCUGAUGUGGUUCUGUUCGAGGGCAUCUUGGUAUUCUACACCCAGGAGAUCCGGGACAUGUUCCACCUGCGCCUCUUUGUGGACACAGACUCUGAUGUUAGGCUGUCUCGAAGAGUUCUCCGGGAUGUGCAACGAGGAAGGGACCUGGAGCAGAUCCUGACUCAGUACACCGCCUUUGUGAAACCAGCCUUUGAGGAGUUCUGCCUGCCGACUAAGAAGUACGCUGACGUGAUCAUCCCUCGAGGAGUUGAUAAUAUGGCAGACCAAGCCAGGACGUUGGACUGCGCCUGUCCGGUUGGUUGCCUUCUGCCUGUGGCCAUCAACCUGAUCGUGCAACACAUCCAGGACAUCCUCAACGGGGACCUGUGCAAGCGGCACCGAGGCGGGCCCAACGGGCGCAACCACAAGAGGACCUUCCCCGAGCCAGGAGAUCACCCUGGGGUGUUGGCCACUGGCAAGCGCUCACACCUGGAGUCUAGCAGCAGACCCCAUUGAGGACCAGCAUAUGUAGGUUCCCCACAGACCCAGGAUUAAGGGCCUGGGGACGACCACUGGCUCCUAAAAGCACAGUCAGGGAUCCCUCUCAAUGAGUGGGACCUAGGGUGGCAUCAGGACCAAAGCCUUCCUUGCACGGAGGGCAGACUCAUGCUGACAGAGCAUUCUGGGGUCCUCCCAUUCCUCUCAUUGGAGGAGGCCACAGGUCUCUGGGUCACUGUCCCAAACAGCAUAGUAAGCCCAUGGUACCAGCUUCCCCAGGGGAUGCGGGACACAAAUCAUGGUGCAACAGGAAACAGCCCGGGCACUGGCUGGUCUGGUGUUGACAGUGAGCCCAAGGGAAGUGCUUCCCCGUAUGGUGUGGCUUGUGUCCAUGUUGCAGAAGUAAAGCUUGCAGAGAUGUUAGAUCCCUUGUUUGUUUUGUGGCAGGCUGUUUGUGAGCUCUGAACCUAGUUUUACAACCGACCACUGGGCUAUGGUCCAGUUUAAGGAGCCUGAGGCAGGGACCCUAAGGACUACCCACAUGACUCUAUCUGGGGGCCUGGAUCUUGGGUAGAUGGGAGUGGGCCAUCAGGUCUCUUGUGGCUGAAACAUUGUCUCCCAAUUCUGCAGGCAGCCUUGAACCAGGGGGCUGCCUGUGUACAAGUCACUUGGGUACAGUUCAUGGCUAGCAUGCCAGGCAGGCUCUCUCCAGCCAGGGAGCACUUCAGUGCAGAGGCAGGUGACCGUGGCUGCCUAAAGCCAGCUAGUCUCCUGCACACCCAGCUCAAGCUCCUGGCUUCACAAACGCUCCCUUCUGUGUUGUCAAGUUUGUCGUCCCUCCCCAUGGGACGGCUGUUUUUGGAAGUGCCCUUUGCUGUCGCCACAAGCCAUGGCACGGGACGUCUCGUUUUAUGUUCAAUACAACUGUGGAUCACAGCAGCUGAGCUGUGAUGAGCUCGGGGCUGCCUUCUGCUAGUGCUGGGCUGGUUUUGUUGAACUGAAACCCCUCUUUGGAGGGAGAAUCAAUAAAUAACAUAAAACAUUAA